ACGUCCUCCGUCACAUGAACGAAGGAAACUGAGGUGUUCGGUUCAACGGGCGCGAUCGUGUCAGCUGGAUCUCCCUUUCUAACUCCGCCACCAGCACCCUCACAGCCGCCACCAUGUCGUCCACCAACACCGAGCCGAUGUACGCGCCCUUCUUCGGCGUCAUCGGCGCCGCCUCCGCCGUCGUGUUCAGCGCCCUGGGCGCGGCGUACGGCACGGCCAAGUCCGGUACGGGUAUCGCGGCCAUGGCCGUGAUGCGGCCCGAGCAGAUCAUGAAGUGCAUCAUCCCCGUCGUCAUGGCGGGUAUCGUGGCCAUCUACGGCCUGGUCGUGGCGGUGCUCAUCGCCACCACCCUCGACAGGGACAGCUACACGCUGUUCAAGGGCUUCAUGCACCUGGGUGCCGGCCUGGCCGUCGGCUUCUCCGGUCUGGCGGCAGGCUUCGCCAUCGGCAUCGUCGGCGACUCUGGCGUCCGAGGCACGGCCCAGCAGCCGCGACUCUUCGUGGGCAUGAUCCUGAUCCUCAUUUUCGCCGAGGUGCUGGGUCUGUACGGCCUCAUCAUCGCCGUCUUCCUCUUCGCCAAGGCCAACUAGAGCGCGGCGGUGGUGACGCACUGGAGGCCCGGGGGCUUCUUCUUGACCUUUGUGAUCAAUACUCAACACGUCAUUGGCGGAAACCUCACCCCUUGGAACGCCCUCACCGCCAACCAUGCACAAAAUAGAUCUUUGAUGUGCUAUCCAAAGUUUGGGUUUAUUUGGAGAUAAGUGACCGAAUUUUCUCUUUGGUGAUCAACAACUGGUUGUGAGAGCGAGCUUUCGUGUUUCACAACGGAGGGCUUGUUAGAAAAUGAACCGAAAUUUUUGUUACCGCAGCUUAAGACAUUUUCCUUUCCUUGUGAUGAAAAAAAAAGAUCAAUUUUAAUUAUUAUUAACUUGAGUCUUUCAAGUUUGACAGCUUUCCCUUGCCGAGGCAUAGGGUUAAAUUAUGAAGUACUCUUCAACUGCAUGUUUGUAAAUGACCAUUAUACAUUAAGAUAAUUACACGUUAAGAAGAAACAUUUCGACUUCUUAGGAGUGAUAAAGCUUAGGCGGGGAAGAAUACAGUUUUGCUUGAGGUGAAUGUCUAUUCUCUAGAUAUUCACUUUAAACAACACUGUAAUGAGCCCCGUCUAAGAGAGCGCUAGAUUCGUUUCUGUCCGUAGUCAUUUCUAUGAUUAUGCAUUGUUGUAGGAUUAAAUAAAUGAAAAUAAACAGAAAUGUGACUAAGAA
Molecule: messenger RNA, 1265 nt
Organism: Thrips palmi
Lineage: Eukaryota; Metazoa; Arthropoda; Insecta; Thysanoptera; Thripidae
Product: V-type proton ATPase 16 kDa proteolipid subunit-like
Exons: 3
Coding region: 114-590 (158 amino acids)
Biological process (GO): proton transmembrane transport
Cellular component (GO): proton-transporting V-type ATPase, V0 domain
Molecular function (GO): proton-transporting ATPase activity, rotational mechanism
Source: RefSeq, a predicted model, not a curated record